Pundamilia nyererei is the source of this 2259-nucleotide messenger RNA. It is a transcript of the gene slc13a4, whose product is annotated as solute carrier family 13 member 4. The transcript has 16 exons. Gene Ontology annotation, biological process: transmembrane transport. Gene Ontology annotation, cellular component: plasma membrane. The coding region runs from base 17 to 1948 and encodes 643 amino acids. NCBI's taxonomy places the organism in Eukaryota, Metazoa, Chordata, Actinopteri, Cichliformes, Cichlidae. Gene Ontology annotation, molecular function: transmembrane transporter activity. The record is from RefSeq and is a predicted model, not a curated record.
GAGCCCCGGGUCACCCAUGAGGCUGGAGGCCGCAGCCAGGAUGGAUCUGUUCAGGAAGCUGUGGAGAGCGAGGAAGCUGAUCCUUGUGGUGUUCAUUCCGCUGUCCCUGCUUCCCUUACCGCUCAUCCACCCUACCAGUGAGGCGUGUUGUGCUUAUGUGUUGAUGGUGACGGCCGUCUACUGGGUGUCUGAAGCUGUUCCCUUGGGUGCUGCUGCUCUGGUCCCAGCCUUCCUCUACCCGCUCUUUGGUGUACUCAAGUCCAGUGAGGUAGCAGCAGAGUACUGCAAAGACACAACUCUGCUGCUGAUGGGAGUCAUUUGCCUGGCGGCCUCCAUAGAGAAGUGGAACCUUCAUAAACGGAUUGCUUUGAGGAUGGUGAUGAUUGCAGGGGCCAAGCCUGGCAUGUUGGUACUGGGCUUCAUGUGCUGCACCGUAUUUCUCUCCAUGUGGCUCAGCAACACAUCCACCACAGCCAUGGUGAUGCCCAUAGCUGAGGCCGUCCUGCAGCAGCUGAUCUGCACCGGUCUGGCAGACAGUCAUGUCGACUCUGAAACAGCAGAGGUGCCUGAAGAGGACAGUGCUGUGCCAGACAAAGAGGAGAACCUGGACAAGAACCAGCUAGAGCUGCUCUACCGCAACAACUGCAAUGACAACAAUAAGCAGGAGCUCUCCACACUAAGUGACACAAAAACCGCUGAGGUCAACGGUUUGGGUCUCAAGCCCAUCUCAAACCAGGAAUGCAUAAAAAACACCAACGGCCACCUGCCACAGGUUGAGAUUGAAAUCCCAAAUGUAAAGAGGGUGAAGAUGAGAAGAGACUCCCAGUAUCCCACCAAAAGGGAUCACAUGAUCUGUAAAUGCCUGUCACUAAGCAUCACGUAUGCAGCGACCAUCGGAGGACUCAUCACCAUCACCGGCACGUCAACCAACCUCAUCUUUGCUGAACAGUUUAACACCCGUUAUCCAGACGCAAAGGUGAUCAACUUUGGCACAUGGUUCAUCUUCAGCUUCCCCAUCGCCAUCAUCAUGCUGGUUCUCACCUGGCUGUGGCUGCACUUCCUUUUCCUCGGCUGCAACUUCAGAGAAACCUGCUCACUCAGUAAGAAACGCAAAACCAGGAGAGAGAUGCUGUCAGAGAGGAGGAUCCACGAGGAGUACGCAAAGCUGGGACCCAUCAGCUACCCAGAGGUGGUGACAGGUGUUUUCUUCAUCCUGAUGACACUGCUGUGGUUCACCAGAGAGCCUGGCUUUGUGCCCGGCUGGACGUCGCUCUUUGAAAAGAAAGGCUACAGGACUGAUGCAACGGUGUCUGUUCUUCUGGGCUUCCUCCUCUUCCUCAUCCCUGCCAGGCGGCCCUUCUCUUCCUCCUCUUGCUGUAAAAACUCAGAUGAUGAUUCAGAGUCUGACCCACUGGCUCCCAUGAUCACCUGGAAGGACUUCCAGAGACUCAUGCCGUGGGAGAUCGUCAUCCUGGUUGGUGGAGGCUAUGCACUGGCAGCGGGCUGCAAGGUGUCCGGCCUGUCAGUGUGGAUUGGCAGACAGCUGGAGCCCAUGAGUGGUCUUCCUCCCUGGGCGGUCACCCUGCUAGCCUGCCUGCUGGUUUCUGCGGUCACAGAGUUCGCCUCCAACCCAGCAACUCUCACCGUCUUCCUGCCCAUCCUGUCUGCGCUGUCGGAGACUCUGCACAUCAACCCCCUCCACACUUUGAUCCCUUCCACCAUGUGCGUGUCAUUUGGGGUCAUGCUUCCAGUGGGGAACCCCCCCAACGCCAUCGUCUUCAGUUACGGCCACGUGCAGAUCAGGGACAUGGUCAAAGCAGGUUUUGGGGUGAAUCUGAUUGGCGUGGCGGUGGUAAUGUUGGCCAUCACCACCUGGGGGGUUCCACUCUUCAAUCUGACUGAGUUCCCAGCCUGGGCACUGGCCAGGAAUGUCACUGGGAGCUUAUAACUAACAGUGGGCAGGUGCUGGUGGUACAAAGCGGGGAUGAACUCAAAAACAGAUGAGGAAGAGACUGGGCAAGUGUUGCGAUUGCUCAGAAUUAUACUGAUUAAACAGACCUUAAAAGAAGAACAUGGAUGUGGUGAGAAGGAGAAGAAGUGGAGAAACAACCCUCACCAGCUGCUUAGAUAUACUAUUAUAUACUGGCCAUACUGGUGUGUUACAAGGAAUGUUAAACGCCUCUGGCCACUGGAGGACAUUAAACUCCAACUGAAACCUUUAAAAAUCAAGAACUGAUUUAGUUUUUUUGAUUUGUAGUA